Molecule: messenger RNA, 2031 nt
Organism: Penicillium bovifimosum
Lineage: Eukaryota; Fungi; Ascomycota; Eurotiomycetes; Eurotiales; Aspergillaceae
Product: transcription factor domain-containing protein
Exons: 2
Coding region: 1-2031 (676 amino acids)
Biological process (GO): positive regulation of transcription from RNA polymerase II promoter by galactose; DNA-templated transcription
Cellular component (GO): nucleus
Molecular function (GO): RNA polymerase II cis-regulatory region sequence-specific DNA binding; DNA-binding transcription factor activity, RNA polymerase II-specific; zinc ion binding
Source: RefSeq, a predicted model, not a curated record
AUGCGCAUUCUUUCCGCUCGCCUUCAAAGGGUUGAGUCACCCAUCUCUGUCUCCCCACCCAACCCGUCAGCUAUACCUGCUGCCGGGAGCCUGCACCGGAUCUUGGAUGCUCCAAAGUCCCCCACAUAUGUCGGGCCCACAAGUGCGGAGUUUGGCCUUUCACAAGCCCAAGGAUCCCUGUCGCACGAGCCUGACAACGAUGCCAUAGUUGGUGAUCGUCCAGAGGAACUCGAUCUGUCAACAACAGCCCCUAGCCCGGUCGCAUCCCAAGGAGGAGACAACGCUAUUGUUGGACAUCCUCUGAGAAGUCUCGGUUCAGAUGAGGCCUUGCGAUUGGUACAAGUGUAUGAAGACACAGUGGGUGUAAUGUAUCCCUGUGUUGACUUGGAUGGCGUGCGAACAUAUGUGCUGGAGUACUAUCGCUCCCAUGAUUUAACCACUGAUUCUCCGCCUCCGUCUACCUUGUCGGCGCAGAUGAACUCGGAUCAAGAUUGGUUCUCUGCGCGCGAUGUCCAGGUAUUGAAGAUUCUUCUGGCUACCGCUUUACUGGUUGAAACGCACGGUCGCAGUGAGCGCGCUGCCCAGCUGGCCGAUAGCGUAGAAGAUCGCUUCGCCAGCAGAAUCAAGAUUGCUGAGGUUGACAUGAAAGAAAUCCUCAUUUUAACAUUGCUGUCGAUUUUUCACUCUUAUCGCGAUGAUGAGGUUAUCGCCGGACGUCUGAUUGGGAUGGCAGUCCGAGGGAGCACAGAGCUCGGUCUCCAUUGUCAAGAAACAUGGCAAAGAACAGGAGGUGUCUUCCCAGGUGAACUAGAAUGGACAUGGGCAAGCCGACUGUUCUGGUGCAUCUAUGUGCUAGACCGCAAAUGUGCCUUCGGCACUGGUUUGCCGUUUACGAUUCAAGAUUCCGACAUUGACACCAACUUGCCUGAACCCGGCCACUCUACCCCGUAUCUGACUUGCAUGAUCUCCCACGCGCGCCUCAGCACAAAGAUCUGGGGACUCGUUGUUGGGUGGCCCAACCGGUCACAAGCGGCUACUUCGGAUAUUUGUACCUAUCUCGACGCUCAGGUCCAGCAAUGGAUUCAUUCCAUCCCACCGGAACUGCGCUUCGAUCCAACCUGGCGCUCUCCUGCAGGCACAGAGCACACCGACAGAGCUAUGAUGCUCCAAGUUCUGCUUGCUCUACAGGCAAACCAGCUCCGCAUUUUGGUGUAUCGGCAAAAUCUGCUGAGCGAUGAGCGAAUAGCAGACAAUAUUGCCGGUGCCUCCACCGCUGUGGAAACGGCCAAGAGCACCGUCCAUAUGCUGGACUAUUUCAGCCGAGUCUCAACCAUCUACUUCCAGCGCCCGGAGCCAUUCAACUAUUUCCUCUUGUCUGCCUUAGCCGCCUUGUUUCUGGCCGUUUUACAUGCCCCAGCUCGUUUCAGUCAUUCCUGUCGGCCUGAAUUCUAUACGGCUGUGGACAUGGUUCGCCGAUCGGCUACUCGCGCCCGUACUUCUCGAAGAUUGCAAAAGAUCAUCCACGGUUUGAAGCGCAUUCGAUUGAACCUCCGAUGGGAUACUGAACCUGGCCGACAACCAUCCCUUCGCCGAACUUACCCGUCAAACGCAAGCUCUAAGGAUAUAGAGAGGUCAGAGCACGCUUCGAAUGAGAAUCCUAGCUCUCAAUACAAGCGGUAUUCGUCGCGCGGAAAUUGGGAUACCUCAACCUUGUCAAUCACGACAGGAUCUGCUGCCGCACAAUGCAGUCCGAGCCUGCAUCAAACAUCGACCCUCCAGUCGUCUUCUGACGCCUUCUGGUCAAUGUCCCCUGUUACAGUGGCUGACCCUAAAUCCAAUGACUGUGAAGACUUGAGUAGCUUUUUUGAGAUGGCUGGUGGAUUCUACUUCGACCCUCAAGCCGAUACGGACAUGGCGGCGAGAGUAGAUGUGGGGUUAGCGCCUGCAGGGGACACUAGAUUGCCCAAUGCUAUGGAUAUUUUCCAUGCCGAAGAUGAGGCUUUGACCCGGGUCAUGGCCGGGUUACUGUGA